Molecule: messenger RNA, 2786 nt
Organism: Brienomyrus brachyistius
Lineage: Eukaryota; Metazoa; Chordata; Actinopteri; Osteoglossiformes; Mormyridae
Product: tumor necrosis factor receptor superfamily member 14-like
Exons: 8
Coding region: 1647-2333 (228 amino acids)
Biological process (GO): negative regulation of alpha-beta T cell proliferation; defense response to Gram-negative bacterium; positive regulation of peptidyl-tyrosine phosphorylation
Cellular component (GO): external side of plasma membrane
Molecular function (GO): protein binding
Source: RefSeq, a predicted model, not a curated record
GUUUCGGGUAGGACGCUACUUUAACCAAGGCUGUCUUUGUUUAGAAAGUUUCGCUGUAAUGUCUUUGUUUUCCAUGCUGUAAUUAUCCAAUGCGAAUGUAAAGAAGCAGAAUGUAAAAGUUCUUUAAAAAUAUCUAAAAGGAACUUAGACAUUUUCUUAUGGUUUCAUUUCGGCUUCAAAUGUUUAAGUUGGUUUUGUAAUAUAAAGAUGAUACUUUAAUGCACCGAUUUCAGAGUCUGAUUGCUACAAGAUAUUACAAAUAUGUGUGCUUUUGAGCUAGUGUUUAUUUUAAGUUCUCUGUGAAUAUAACCUUCUGUCACGCCCACUGAACUUCGUUUCAGCUCGUCUGUGAUCCAGGCCAGGUUUACCUCUCACUAGCCAGCUCCAGUACAGUUAUCUCGAGAUCUAUGCGUGUGCACCCGUCCACAUUUACCUGUCAACUGUACAGAAUUGUAUCUAAUAUUCUGCAUUACUAUUGUCUAUAUAAUUAGACAAUGUUUCAGUUACAACUGCUAUCCUGUGAUUGGGCAGUUAUUUUCUUGUUAUAACACCUGCUUCGUGACUGAUUGGAAUCUGGUAGACUAAAUUUUACAGAUUGUCUGUUUGAGUGUGUGAUACAUGAGCCUGCUAUCACUUUUGGUUGUUGACUAUUGUCUGCAUUUAGUCCUGUUUUUACCUUGUGGAUUUGGAUAUGUGCCUUUUCUGGAUAUUGAACUUCUCUGCCUUUUGACUUUUUGUUAACAUGAAAUCAUGAUUCACAAGGGAUCAACUUCAUUCUGCCCUGAGCCUGAUGAAUUAUUGCUCAACCCAAUUAAGUCCACCCUGACUUCCUACCGUGGUCUGCUGUUGAGUCCCACCUUGGCUGUGCCUGGUCCUAAGAGUAUGAAUGUGCCAGGAUGGACCCAGCAGACCUCAGCCACAUUAAACUUACCUUGGAGAAAAGGAGCCCUGCUUGGAAGACAGGAGCCCAGAUUGGACUCCACUGAGCAGUCCAUGGAAUCUCUGCCACCAGUCUAAUGGAACUCGCCACCUGAGUGGGUUGUUGGUUACUCUCUCAGAUUUUUGUCAUAAAAUUCUGCACUCCAGCAGUCUCCAGUCAUUUGAAUAUGGUGGUAUUGUUUGACACAUUCCUUUACAGCUUAUCUGAGGAUAUAAAUGAACUUGCCACACAGAAGUUGCGAGACUCGUUUGACGAGUUGAUUUAGCAAUCCAGGUAGGCAACCAGAUAACCUGGCCCAAGUGGGAGGGAGACACUUGUCAAUCUGAUUUUACUGGGUCAGCAGGAGAGGGUGUUUUAUAUGGUUGAUUCCCCCCAAGUACCUGUAGCUUUGGGGCAUCCCUGAUUUCUCACACAAUAACACUGUGGCAUGGAGCUGGAGGAAAUUGGAAUGGAGGUGGCUGGUGGCAGGAGGAAAACAUGGUCUGGAUCACCGAUGAGCUGGAAUGGAGUUCAUUGGGGUGAAGGUAUAACAAUUGAUCUAAGAAAAAAUGAAAAUAUCCAUGUCUUAAUUUAAAUAUGUCCUGUUCUCACGCAGCAUGUCAUCUUAUAAGGGAAUGGGAAGGAGGUCCGCAGUGCUGUGUGAUGGAAAGUGAAUCCAAGAUAUUGUCAUUUGUGAUUAAUGGUUUGACCAGAGGAUGUUCACAACAUGCUUAUUCUACUUCAGACAUAUUUAGUCCUUCUUCUGUGUGUUAAUUAUACCCCCUGUUCUGCAUGUGGCCAGGUGGAAUAUAACAUCGGUGAUGAAUGCUGUCCUAUGUGUCUCCCCGGAAGUCGUGUCUACAGACAUUGUACAGCAUUGACCAGCACUUCAUGUGUUCCAUGCACAGAUUCUACAUUCAAUGACCAGCCCAGUGGUCUUGAACAGUGCAGCCCCUGUACAGUCUGUGUUAAAGGCCUUGGUGUGAAGACAGUGACAGCAUGUACACCCUCUUCAGAUACAGUGUGUGGGGUCCUGGAAGGGCACUAUUGUAUUAAUCCUUAUAAGGGAGGAUGCAGGGCAGCCAAUAAACACACAGCCUGCAAACCUGGACAGUUCAUCCAACAGCCUGGAACAGAAUACACUGAUACCGUCUGUGAGGACUGCAGUGAUAAUUCAUACUCUGAUGGCUCCUUUACUGCCUGUAAACCACACACAGACUGUGAGUCCAGAGGACUUGUCACAGUUAAAGCAGGAGACCAAGCAGCUGAUUCUGAAUGUGGAGAGAAAAGUAACAUUGGAUUGUUUGCUGGAAUAGCAGCAGCAGCAGUAGCAGUAGCAAUGGCAGCAUUAGCAGGAGCAAUAUAUAGAUUAUAUAAAAAAAAGUUAUUUCCUGGAUCCACCCAUAGAAGGUGAACGUAUGGUACCAAAUACAACUAAAGUGUAAGAUGACGAUGUGACAUAAACCCACAGAGGAGCCACCGGAUCCUUCUGGAUGUUUCACCUGCCAGGGCCCCAGAAUGCAAUGAAAUUCUUUCCUUGGUCACGCUGGUGUCCCUAACAUCUGUUUUUCCUUUUUUUAAUUUUCUAUCUGCAAGUCUGCGGGUGCUUAUCCACCACACCGUGUACCGUAUUUUUGGUUGGGUGAUUUUCCCUUUAUUGGGAAUGACCCCAGUGUGUUUUUCCCCCAAAACUCACACUCAUGGAAGAACGUCAAGGUCAGAGCCAAUCAAUGGCAGAAAAGGGGCAGAUCUUCUCCUCUGAUUGGUUCUGACCCUGAGAUUCUUCUACACUGAAUUUUUCAGUUUGUCAAGCACAUCUGCACUUUUAAAUUUUGUUUUAAAAUACUGAAGUUUUGCUUUUCUUUUU